CAAGCGCCAUUAAAACAAAGAUUAAAUCAAAAUUUUAUUCGAAAUAUCUAUUCAAAAAAGAAAAUGAGGCGAGAAUUACAAUGGAUGACGAGAAAUUAAUAGCUCUUAUUGAAGCUAAAAAUAAGCCAUACAACAAAAAUAGUCCAUACUACAAGCUGCAGUCCCGGAUAGAUGCUUUGUGGCAGGAAAUCGGGAAAAAAAUAAACGCAAGUGAAGAAAUGUGUCAGCGUAGAUGGCUAGCACUUCGGGAUCAAUACGGGAGGGAGCUAACGCCCCCUCAGGCAGCGAAUUGGAAUUUAUUAAGUAGUGGCAUUUGAUGAUUCUAUAAAGUUCUUGACCACAUAUUGUACCACGACCGUAAGUUUUAGUAUAUUAAUUGAAUAUACAUACUUGUAUUUAGUUACAUUUGUAAUAAGAACUUAAAUUUACAGGGUUGAAACCGUGACUCAAGUGCUACCCGCUGUCGCUGAUCAGGGUGAAUCGCAAUCACCAGCUGACGCAGCUCAAUUGCUGCCACAAGAACAUGCGCACGAGGUGCAAAUGUCAUCACCAUUAUGGCCCUUGUCGCCAUUAAGCCAGUCACCAUCGCCUCCUUUCUCAACUCCUUCCACCACAACCUCUCAGCCUUCACCGUCCUGCUCUACGCAAGU
Messenger RNA from Bactrocera tryoni, 650 nucleotides. Its product is annotated as transcription factor Adf-1-like. Lineage: Eukaryota; Metazoa; Arthropoda; Insecta; Diptera; Tephritidae. Bases 81 to 317 code for a protein of 78 amino acids. Gene Ontology annotation, biological process: regulation of transcription by RNA polymerase II. The record is from RefSeq and is a predicted model, not a curated record. The transcript is spliced from 2 exons. Gene Ontology annotation, cellular component: nucleus; transcription regulator complex.